AUGGCAGGCGAACCGACUGCCAUCGAAGGCGAGAAGUCACCUGCCGCCGACCCCUGGGGAACGACAACAACAACUGACGCGACUAGCGCAGCUCCUUCCUCAGAGCCUAUCGAUCCUAAUCAGAAUGCAUCAACCUCGCCGCCGGCCGACGACCAGCCCGCCCCGCGCAAGAGGCACCCGCCCCAGUUCUGGAUAGUCAUCAUCUCGCUGAGCCUGCUCGCAUUCAUCUCGGCCCUGGACACCAUGAUCGUCACGACGGCGCUGCCGACCAUCACAGAGGAGCUCGGCGGCGCCACCGAGUACGUGUGGAUCGGCAACUCGUUCGUCUUCGCGUCGUCGGUCCUGCAGCCACUCGUGGGCCAGCUCGCCGACAUCCUGGGCCGCAAGAUGCCCACCGUCGUGUCCAUCGUCCUCUUCAUCGUCGGCAGCGGCAUCGCCGGAGGGGCGAACAACACGGCUGCCUUCAUCGCGGGGCGGGCCGUCCAGGGCGUCGCCGGCGGCAUAUACGUCCUGAUUGAUAUCGUCUGCUGCGACCUGGUGCCCCUGCGAGACCGCGGCAAGUACCUCGGAAUCGUCAACGGCUGGGCCGGCGUCGCUGCGGCGCUGGGGCCUGUGCUGGGCGGCGUGCUGGCCCAGGCGAACUGGCGCUGGAUCUUCUGGAUGAACAUCCCUAUCUGUGUGCUGCCUCUGGCUCCCAUUGCACUCUACUUGCCCGCUAAGAAGGGGCACGUCUUGUCUGGGCUCCGCCAUGUCGACUAUCUGGGAACUCUAAUCUUCAUCCCCGCCAUCGUGGCGGUCUUGUUCGGCUUGGUUACUGGAGGGGUGUUGUACCCAUGGUCGUCGUGGCGUGUCAUUCUCAGCUUGGUACUCGGCUUCCUCGGCUGGAUCGCCUUUCACAUCCAGCAGAACUUUGCAAAGAACCCCAGCGUCCCCACACGUCUGUUCAGCAACCGCACGUCGGCCAUCGGCUUCGUCUUGACAUUCCUGGGCUCCGUUGCUCUUCAGGCCCUCGGCUACUUCCUCCCCGUCUAUUUCCAAGCUGUCUUGACCACGUCGGUUCGCCAGUCGGGCAUCAACUUCCUCCCCGUCGCAAUAGGCUGCCUCUUCUUCGCAGCCAUUGCUGGUAUCGCACUGAGUGCAUUUGGCUUUUACAAGCCCAUUCAUGGUAUUGCCUUUGGUCUCUCGAUAUUGGGAUACGGGCUGUUCACAAUGAUCGAUGAAAACACCAAAACGGUUGCCUGGGCCUUCUUCGAACUCAUCGCCGCUGGUGGGCUGGGAAUGACCAUCUCAGCUGUGCUGCCUUCCAUUCUAGCGGGGCUCUCGCAGGCCGACGUGGCCUCUGCCACGGCGACAUUUUCUUUCAUCAAGACUUUUGGUUUCAUAUGGGGUGUCACCGUGCCCUCUGUCAUCUUCAACGGAGCAGUCAACGACCGUGUGGACCAUGUUUCUUCGCCGGCUUUACGAGACCAGCUCAGGGAUGGCAGAGCAUAUGCUUUUGCUAGCCAGGCGCAGCGCGUCUCUCGCACAUUGGACUCAAACCUGUGGGGUGAAGUUGUCCACGUCUAUGUUGAGAGCCUGAAACCAAUCUGGUGGUUUGGGCUGGGUAUCAGCGUUUUCGCCUUCUUGCUAGUGUUUUUGGAGAAAGAAUUGCCACUGUCAAAGGAGCUGCACACAGAGUAUGGCCUGGAAGAGAAUAAGCAACCCGCAUCCACCGAAGCCACGGCCAAGGCGCAAGUGUAG
Diaporthe citri is the source of this 1740-nucleotide messenger RNA. RefSeq lists its product as uncharacterized. Gene Ontology annotation, molecular function: transmembrane transporter activity. Bases 1 to 1740 code for a protein of 579 amino acids. The record is from RefSeq and is a predicted model, not a curated record. Gene Ontology annotation, cellular component: membrane. Gene Ontology annotation, biological process: transmembrane transport. The transcript has a single exon. Lineage: Eukaryota; Fungi; Ascomycota; Sordariomycetes; Diaporthales; Diaporthaceae.